CGAUAACAACAAUGUGCUCACCUACCUCCACACUACUUACCACUUACAACCUACUCUUUCAUAUUCAAAUAUAAUCAUGUACUACUUCUCUCAAACCUCUUAAUCUCAUUCCCUUCUUUCUCUCGCCGGCAAUUCUCAAUGGCUUUCACCCGACUUUUUGCCGGAAUCUUCCUCCUUCUAGCUCUCUACUGUGCCACAGACCCUUUUAAGCACAGCGCCAUCUCCGACUUCCCAGACUUUGAAGCUCACAUGAUCCAUCUCUCGCCUUGGUCCGACGUUCCAACCGUGAGAGACCACCAGAAUUUGCUCCAAAGGUCGGAGAUUAAGUUUUUUAACCUGGUCCAGGGCCCUGAGAGCGUCACCUUUGAUUCUCUCGGCCGUGGACCUUACACUGGGGUCGCCGAUGGCAGAAUUCUGUUCUGGAAUGGCCACUCUUGGACUGAUUUCGCCUAUACAUCGCCCAAUAGAUCAGAAAUAUGUGAUCCCAAACCAUCACCUUUGAGUUACAUUGCAAAUGAACACAUCUGUGGCCGGCCUCUUGGGCUUCGGUUUGACAAGAAAACAGGAGAUUUAUACAUUGCAGAUGCAUAUCUUGGGCUACUCAAGGUGGGACCUGAAGGUGGACUCGCAACACCACUUGCAACCGAGGCAGAAGGAGUGCCAUUAGGUUUUACUAAUGAUCUAGACAUUGAUGAAGAAGGGAAUGUCUAUUUUACAGAUAGCAGCAACAAGUACCAGAGGAGGAACUUCUUGCAGUUGGUUUUCUCUGGAGAAGAUUCUGGAAGGGUUCUAAAGUACAAUCCAGAAACAAAGAAAACUACUGUACUUGUGCGGAAUAUCCAAUUUCCAAAUGGUUUGACCUUAAGCAAGGAUGGAUCUUUCUUUAUCUUUGUUGAGGGGUCGUUGGGCAGGUUAAGUAGAUAUUGGUUGAAAGGAGACAAGGCAGGAACCACAGAUGUAUUUGCCAUCCUCCCCGGAUUUCCAGAUAAUAUCAGGACCAACGAAAAGGGUGAAUUUUGGGUGGCAAUCCACUGUCGCAGGACAAUCUAUGCUCACCUAUUUGCUUUGUACCCAAAGGUAAGGAUGGUCCUGCUUAAGUUCCCAAUUUCUGCUAAAAUGCAAUUCAUGUUUCACAUUGGAGGCUGGCCUCAUGGAAUAGUCGCCAAGUAUAGCCCAGAAGGCAAGCUCUUACAGAUAUUAGAAGACAGUCAGGGAAAGGUUGUCAAAGCUGUGAGUGAAGUUGAGGAAAAGGAUGGGAAAUUAUGGAUGGGAAGUGUUCUGAUGCCUUUCAUGGCAGUUUACAACUUAACUUGAAUCUAUUCCUUACUUUUUUUUAAAAAAAGGCACGGCUUAUUUUUCUUUUAUGCUAUUCUAGAGGUAGCUUCUUCUAUAGACUUCCUCUCCCUUCCUGCUGGCCAGUUGUGAAAACCAUGGCUUAUGAGUCCUUGCUCCAUUUUUUAGAAUGUCAUGUGCAAAUAUUGGGGCUCCACUGAAUCACCCACCCUUCUACUUUUACUGUCUGUUGGUCUUGUGAUUAACGAAUUUGAGUAGGACUUGAAACAUAUUUAAAAAAAAAAAUACUGGAUGUACCAGGUUGAUUU
Molecule: messenger RNA, 1601 nt
Organism: Humulus lupulus (European hop)
Lineage: Eukaryota; Viridiplantae; Streptophyta; Magnoliopsida; Rosales; Cannabaceae
Product: protein STRICTOSIDINE SYNTHASE-LIKE 3-like
Exons: 4
Coding region: 139-1314 (391 amino acids)
Biological process (GO): biosynthetic process
Molecular function (GO): strictosidine synthase activity
Source: RefSeq, a predicted model, not a curated record